This is a messenger RNA of Anopheles stephensi (Asian malaria mosquito), 2027 nucleotides long. RefSeq lists its product as uncharacterized. NCBI's taxonomy places the organism in Eukaryota, Metazoa, Arthropoda, Insecta, Diptera, Culicidae. The record is from RefSeq and is a predicted model, not a curated record. Gene Ontology annotation, molecular function: zinc ion binding. Gene Ontology annotation, cellular component: nucleus. The transcript is spliced from 2 exons. Bases 326 to 1534 code for a protein of 402 amino acids.
UGUUGAACUAAAUCCAUUCUACUCGCUAUCACUAGUUAAGCCUACAAACUACAAAGCAGAUAAAUUCAAUAACUUUCUUUGAAGUAAAAUUUAUUAGGAUUCCUCUUCACUGCAUUCCUCCAAGAACGGCAGGCAUAACGCCUUUCCGUCCAUCACAAUUCCAUCGAGCGAAUGUCAAAGCAUUUGUUUACAAGCGCUCUGCAAUUCGGGCGCCGUUUUCUAGGAACGCUGCUCGUAGCUGAAAAUAUUUGCAAAAAACAGAUUUAUUGGUCGUGUAAAGUGGCUACACGGUUAAAAUUGAGACACACCACGCUUCGGCCGCAAGAUGAUCGAUGUGGAUCAGCCCUGCCGCGUAUGUCUGUCGGAAGGCACGUGGAACAUCUUCAGCAGCAAUGUUAUCAACGACAGUCUGUGCACCGUCGCGUCCAUCAACCACAUCCGAGACAAGCUGCAGUACGUGACACAGCUCCAGGUGGACGCAAACGAUGGUUUACCAUUGCGGAUUUGCGAACUGUGCAUCGUGCAGCUAAACUUGGCCUAUCGCUUCAAACAACUUGCGGCCGAUUCGGACAGCAAGUUGCGAGAGCAGUACAGAGCAAAAGACACGCCACCACAGUGCGCAAUCGAGGAUGCACUUAUCGUCGAGGCUAUGAUACAGGAAGAUUCGGAAGGUUUCUCAUUUCCGACAAAGCAAGAGCGAGAUGAUUGCACCAGCGAAAUAAGCCUAGGGCCCACAGUUGUGCACGAACCUUCGACCGAACAUUACGCCCGCAUAAACGAAGCGAGCAUGUUUAAUGGCCCUAUGACUCCCGAUCCCGGCACCCUACCGGGGAUGGUGUACCUGCAAAAGGAUAUAAUCAAUCCUGCCGAAGAUGAAGCGUUCAUCAAUGACAUCAUCAAGAAGGAGGUGAUUUCGAUACCGUGGCCAAUCGUUAACGACUGUACAUCGAGCGCCGGUGAGGGGUCUGCGUCGAAAAGAACACCUACACCACCGAAGCAGUCCAGUGGUGGCAAGCGGAAGAAAUCACGCAAAUCUCCGCUGAAACGGCGAAGACUUUCGGCAAGUGAGGGAGAAGCAAUGGAUGGGUUAGAAAAAAAUUUACAACUGCAACAACAGUUAGCAAAAAAGGCGAAAAAACGCCGAACGGCAGUGGUGGUGCCCGAAACAACGGCGAAUAGAACUGAAGCACCAACGGGUACUACUGCCGGUAGCGCAAAGCAUGGAUUAGAAAAUCGUUUACAAACGCAGCAACAGUUGGCAAAAAAGGAGGAAAAACAGCCCACAGGACCUCAAACCCCAACGGACAGCGGCGGUGAAGAGAAGGAUAGCUCGAAACCGUCAAAGGCAACGUUGCGUAAAAGGCGGCUGCAGAAAGUGUUGGACAGCUUGCGGAUCGAUAUGGUGGAAGAUAAGCUGCGAGAACGGCACAGCUUGCAAUCGGGCCACACCAGCCAAGGGAUAUUGCCGCUUCUGAGCUCUUCGAUGAAGCGCCGCAAUUCGAUCUGUGUUUCGGUCCUACCGCCGUGGAUGUAGACUUGCGGAAAAGUGUGUCUGCUGGGAAAUGGAACGAACGAACGGUUGAACAAGUUUUGAAACGUAUUUCGAGGACGGUCAUGUACCAUUCCAUUGGCAAGUUAGCUUUAUCUUUAUUACGUUUGUAGUGUCAUCUGUUCCAUGUACGUAUUUUGCAAGUUGUAUUGUUUAUGUGUAAGAAGUGGACGCGCAUUCCUACCCUUUCGGCAGUUUCCAAUUACAUGAGUCUUUUGUAUACUAAAGAGUAGAACUACACCCCUGUAGUGAUAGACAGCUAAAACCCAAUCAAACACAACUCCAUGACGAUCCAACCAUCGUUUUGUAGGAAAAACAUAUUAUUCCUAACACCCUUAGAGAGGAAAUGAGGUGGAGAACUGGAACGAAGCGAUCGCCCGCUCUAGACGUAGUAUAUAAAAAGACGAACAAAUGAACCUCGAAGUACAUGUAAGUUUUGUGAAUUAGAAUAAAGAUUGUAUCGAGCGUUAUUGGACAA